AAAUCACCCAUCUGCAAAUCCGGAUUGCUGCAUGACUUCAUGUGGCUGGGCCCAUGACGACUGACAAAUUUAAUGAUAAUACGGAGUAGACUCAGUGUAAGUUAUUAUUAUCUAUUUGGAAUGCCUCGAAUGGGACUAGGGCCUACCGAUUCUAUGCAGAUUUGAUCGGUGCAGCCCUCAACCACUCUUUUUUAGUCUUGACAGCGUAACCACCUCGACUUUUUUUGAUCUCGUUCUUUUCUCUCUCUCUCUUUUCCAUAUCAAUAAUCCCUUUUCGCUCUUUUACGACUACUUCCUUCCUCCGCUUCUCGUCUAUUUACCCCAUUUAUAUAGUCUCUGUUGAUUAACUCCAUGUGCACCUUCUGAUCGCACGUUACACACCCUCCAUCCAUUGAACCUCUACGUUCCUUGAGAGCGUACUCGGUCUCCUUUACGAUGGCCGUCCGCGAUGUUGGCCUUCAAGGCCUUCAUACACUGUUGCGACGGGACGACUCCGAUGACCCCAAAAAUACCUCCAGUUCGGCCAGUAGUCUGGUCACCACAUUGAUCCCUUCCUUGAUAGUUGCCGUCGUCAUGGUUCUCGGUUUCAUUAUUCUUCGUCGCAGCAAUCGCAGAAUGUACGUGCCGCGUACGUACCUCGGCUCGUUGCGUUCCUGGGAACGUACCCCCGAAUCUCCUACCGGCCUCUGGAAUUGGGUCAUGGGCAUGUACAAAUUGCCCGAUACCUACGUCCUCCAGCAUCAUUCGCUCGAUUCUUAUCUAUUGCUCCGAUAUGUCAAGCUUUCAUCCGUCAUUUGCUUCGUCGGGUGUCUCAUUACUUGGCCGAUUCUGUUCCCCGUCAAUGCAACUGGGAAAGGAGGCAAUAAGCAACUCGAUAUCCUGAGUAUCUCUAACAUCGGGGAGCAUAGCCGUGGUCGCUAUUUUGCCCAUGUUUUCCUGGCAUGGAUCUUUGUCAGUUUUAUCUUCUUCACCAUCACCCGGGAGAUCCUUUACUAUAUCAACCUCCGCCAGGCGUACUUAUUCUCGCCCGCGUAUGCGAGUCGCUUAUCGUCCCGUACCGUUCUUUUCAGCUCCGUUCCUCAGAAGUACUUGAGCAAGGAGAAAAUAAUUCAAAUGUUCGGACAGGAGAAAGUCAAGAAUGUCUGGCUUGUUACCGAUACCGGAAAGCUGGAAGACAAGGUCCAGAGGCGCGACGCGGCUGCCUUCAAACUUGAAGCUGCAGAAACAAAACUCAUCAGACUCGCAAACAAAGCACACCUAAAGGCGUUGAAGAAGCAGGGCAAUGUCGAAGAUGCCAUUGGUCUGGAUAACAUGAAUGCAAAUGAGGGCGAGCCUGGUUCUAUUGCUGCACGAUGGGUCAAAGCCAAGGAUCGACCCACACACAGAUUGACCCUCUUGAUUGGAAAGAAGGUUGAUACAAUCAAUUGGUCCAGAUCUGAGAUUGAACGCCUCUCAGCCAAGAUUCAUGACCUCCAAGAAAAGCAUCGUGCUGGUGAUGCCAAGUUGGUUACUUCCGUCUUCGUCGAGUUCCAUAGCCAGGUGGAUGCGCAGGCAGCCUUUCAAUCGGUGGCCCAUAACCUUCCUUUACACAUGGCACCGCGUUAUAUCGGUAUUGACCCCACCCAGGUUGUCUGGGCGAAUCUGCGCAUCAAGUGGUGGGAGCGUAUAAUCCGUUAUAGUGCGACCAUUGCGUUCGUGGUGGCGUUGAUUAUUUUUUGGGCCAUUCCGACGGCUGUCGUUGGUUUCAUCUCCAAUCUUGACAAUUUGACUUACUACGUCCACUUCAUUCGCUUUGUCAAUCAUGUUCCGGGCUGGAUUAGAGGUGUUAUCACCGGUCUUCUCCCGACUGUUCUCAUGGCGGUGCUCAUGGCUCUUCUCCCGAUCGUGCUUCGAUUGAUGGCAAAGUGGGGAGGCGCACCUAGCUUGGCAGCUGUAGAGCUAACAACCCAGAAUUUCUAUUUCGCUUUUCAAGUGGUUCAGGUGUUCCUGGUCGUUACUCUCUCUUCUGCUGCCACCAGCUCCGUGCAGUCUAUUAUAAAGCAGCCUACAUCCGCGGCGACAUUGUUGGCGAAAAACAUUCCCAGGGCAUCCAACUUCUACGUCUCAUACAUUAUCCUGCAGGGGUUGUCCUUCAGUUCCGGUACCCUUAUUCAGAUUAGCGGGUUGAUCGUUGGUAAGAUAAUGGGCUGGCUCUUCGAUGACACUCCUCGGAAGAUGUACACCCGUUGGUCCACCCUGUCUGGGUUAGCCUGGGGAACUGUCUACCCCCCUAUUUCAUUACUUCUGGUGAUCGCUGUCGUCUAUUCGUGCAUUGCCCCAUUGGUACUUGGCUUUGCGACAAUCGGCUUGUACCUCUUCUACUUCGCCUACCGGUAUAACCUGCUGUAUGUAUCCAAUGCGGACAUUGACACGCAAGGCAAAAACUACGUUCGUGCACUGCAGCAUAUCACGGUGGGCGCCUACUUGUUGAUGGUCUGUCUCAUUGGUCUGUUCGCCAUUGGUACUGCCAGUGCAACCAUCGCUGUUGGUCCACUGAUCCUCAUGAUCAUCUUCCUUGUCUUUACCAUCAUUUAUCACAUCUCUCUCAAUCAAGCUGUUUACCCCUUGAUUGAAUAUCUGCCCAAGAACCUCGAGGCUGAAGAAGAGGCCCUCCUUGGCCAAGAUCGGCUGAAACUCAAUCGAGACUCUGAUGGAUAUCCAACAAAGGACCUCGCAGAGUCGAGCUCUGGACCGGAAGGCCAUCAUCGUGGACCGAGCGUUGAUACGGCCGAGAAAGGCCUGACCACCAGCAGACCUGUGCAGCAGGGCAGAUUGCAAACAAUCAUCAUGAAGUAUCUUCGUCCUGACCAAUACGCUAACUACGAGACCCUCCGCCCACUAGUGCCUGGUGGAUCGGAACCCACGACCUACCCUCCCGAGGUUGAAGAGAAUGCGUACGUUCACCCAUCCAUCACCGCGGAGCCACCUCUACUCUGGAUUCCCCGCGACGAUCUCGGCGUAAGCAAGCAGGAGAUCGAACAUACUAGCCGCGUCAUCCCGAUUACGGACGAGGGCUCCUGGCUGGACAGCAAGAAUAAGAUCCAUUGGGACGUUAAUACUGGCCGGCCUCCUAUCUACGAGGAGAAGGUGAACUAUUGAUCAAUCCGGUUGAGCUGGCCUUUUUUAUAUAAGAUAAUCUGUCUUGGUUUGGUGUUUUGGAUACCCUGCUAGUUGCAGCUGAUAUUCCUACGGGUUUAUUGUAGAUUCACGGAGUACAGCGUGUCUUUGUUGCUUUUUAUUCCAUACGUUCCUAUACUAUACCUACCUUAUAAUUUUACGAAUUCCUCAUGUUUAUGCUAUGCUCUCUCGAUGUUUAUCUGAGUAUACGUUAGUGACGGUUAGCGGGGAGCCAGAAACCGCCCUUAAUGAAACCGUCCGUCUGCCUCUUUUGUCAUAGUGAUUCCUACUGCCCUUUACGAGAUAGUGUCUACCGCUUUGGGGAUUGCGCCUCCCCUCACCGCUUUCAAACCAAAACCACAACUACAGAUCUCGAUAUUUGUUCGGCCCCUGAAGCCCUAGUUAGAAAGGUUCUUUGGCGAGUUCUUACUAAUUAAACCUAUCUUAAUUAUAGGUUAGCAAGGCUCCAACCCAUGGCAGGAUUGAGAGUUUAUCGAAUAUUCUACAAGACGUAGAACUGAGCAUGGGGUGAGCGCUGACCUGAGUGGUGAGUAAUAUGUAGCCUCAAUAAAAU
Monascus purpureus is the source of this 3730-nucleotide messenger RNA. Lineage: Eukaryota; Fungi; Ascomycota; Eurotiomycetes; Eurotiales; Aspergillaceae. The record is from the annotation of a GenBank genome assembly.